AUGAAGCUCAAGGAGUUGAUUUCUUAUAUUAAGACAAAGCCAUACAUCUUUGGUAAUGUCAUUGGCUUUACUCAUGUCGUUGAAUUUCAGAAACGUAGCCUGCCACAUGCUCAUAUGGUGAUUAUUGUGGAUGAACCGAGCAGACCUACUCUUGAAACGUAUGAUAAGUAUGUCACUGCCGAACUCCCAGAUCAAAGCAAGCACCCCAAAGCGUAUGCUACAGUCGUUAGAAACAUGAUGCAUACUCCAUGCGGAAAAAACAUCAAUAAGAAAAGGCCAUGCUUAGAUGAUAAUCUCCAGUGCACCAAGCAAUAUCCAAAGCAAUACACCGAAGAGACUUUCAUCGAUUCUAAAGGAUUUGUUCAUUACAAACGACGAAGUCAACCAAGAAGCAUGCCUGUCAAAUUUGGGGAUUAUUAUGCUGAUAAUCCAUGGGUCGUACCUCAUAACUUAUACUUGGUGACAAAGUAUGAUGCUCAUAUCAACGUUGAAAUUUGCGCAGGAGUCCAGGCAAUCAAAUAUCUUCACGAAUAUAUCACAAAGGGUAGCGACAAAUCUCAAGUCAAAUUAAGUAGAGACCAAGCCCAAGAUGUCAAUAUCACAACCAACGGCAAUACUGCCACUUCUCCAAUGACAGCAGCAUCCACCUCUACGGCCACAUCAUCUGCUCCUACAGUAGGGCAGCCUCAAGAAGAUAAUACCAAUAGAGACGAGAUCUCAACUUGGGUCAAUGCCAGAUACAUUUCCCCGUCUGAAGCGUGCUGGCGCUUACUUGGAAAGAAUUUACACUCUACUUUUCCGUCAGUUACUCGACUGGCAGUUGAUCUUCCAAAUCAGCACAGGGUGUACUUUAACAACAACACUACUAUUGCCAAUGCCGUAAAUGCUGCCAUAGCAAAGAAGACUACUUUGCAAGCAUUUUUUGAAUUGAACGCAUCAGGAGACGUCUUUGCGCAGAAUUUGCUUUAUAUUGAUGUCCCAAGACAUUAUUCAUUCGACAAAAAGCAGAAAAAAUGGGUAAAAAGAAGGCGAGGAAUCAACAGCCAGAACCGUGUUAAGGGGAUAGGCAGAAUGUAUUUCGUGCCUCCAAGUGCUGCUAAUAUGGAGAAAUAUUGCAUGCGUCUACUUUUAUUGCAUGUUCGUGGCCCUCAAAGCUUUGAUAAUUUAAAAAACGUCAAUGGUGUUCAAUAUGCCACAUUUCGUGAAGCUGCUCAAUCCAUGGGACUCUUAGCAAACGAGGAUGAAUGGCAUUUUUGUCUCGAUGAAGGAUAUUAUGCGAUGAUAAGAACUGGAUCCUCUCAGGUGCGAGAUCUUUUUGUAACCAUUCUGAUGUUUUGCACUAUCUCCACCUACAAACAACUAUGGGAUAAUCACAAGGUUCAACUGUCUGAAGACUUUAUUCAUGAAAUUCAACAAUCUCAAGCUGUUCUACAAAAAUUGACUGAUGCUCAGCUGGAAUCUUGCUAUCAAAAGGCAUUGAUUGACAUUAGUAGAAAAUUAAUGACGCAUGGAAAAUCAGCCAAGAAUUAUCCAGAGCUGCCCCAAAUCGAUGAAUCUCUUUUCAAUCAGGAGGAUGAAGAGCUUCGAUCAUUAUUUGAUCAAGAGGUAGUUGGGUAUAAUCUGGAGACCUUGGCUACUGAAGUUCGAAUUUAUGAGGAAAGGAUGAACGCUGAUCAGCUUCAAAUAUACAACACUGUGCUUAAUUCUGUAAACAAUCCUGGUCUUGGUAUCCCUACAUGUUUCUUCAUUGAUGAUCCCGGUGGUGGUACUGGAAAAACGUAUCUGUAUCAUGCUCUUCUCACUAAGGUUAGAGCAGAAUCAGGAAUUGCUUUGGCAACUGCUUCUUUAGGUAUCGCAGUAACUCUUUUACCAGGUGGUCGUACUGCUCACAGUACUUUCAAGAUACCUCUCAAGACAGACCAAACAUCAACCUGCCACUACUCAAAACAAUCAAACACUGCUAAACUUUUGAAGGAAGCAAAGCUGAUUAUUUGGGAUGAAGCACCAAUGACUCACAAGCACGCAUUUGAGGCUGUAGACAGAUCGCUACGUGAUUUGAUGUCCUCAGUACAUAUUUCUUAUGUUGGAAAGCCUUUUGGUGGAAAAGUCGAUGUUCUUGGAGGGGAUUUUCGUCAAGUUCUCCCGGUAGUCAAGAGAGGUUGA
Mucor velutinosus is the source of this 2163-nucleotide messenger RNA. RefSeq names its product Serine/threonine kinase mps1 (gene MPS1). Lineage: Eukaryota; Fungi; Mucoromycota; Mucoromycetes; Mucorales; Mucoraceae. Bases 1 to 2163 code for a protein of 720 amino acids. Gene Ontology annotation, molecular function: DNA helicase activity. Gene Ontology annotation, biological process: telomere maintenance; DNA repair. The record is from RefSeq and is a predicted model, not a curated record. The transcript has a single exon.